AUGGCCCCACUGUCGAGCGAAGAACUCUCGGUUCUGUGCGUUUGGCUGCACCAGUUUCAUUUAUCGAAAUCAAUCAAACACUUUACCCGCGACAUGUCGGAUGGUGUUCUUGUGGCAGAGAUUCUGAAGUGCCUGUUUCCCAAGCUGGUGGAUUUGCACAACUACUCGAAGUGUAAUUCCACAGCCAACAAGCUGAGCAACUGGCAAACGUUGAACCGCAAGGUACUGCGACGUCUGAACAUAUAUCUUGACGACGCAAUGAUCAUGGAUCUCGUCAGCGGAAGCAACGGCAUCAUGGAGAUACUGCUAAACGAACUGAUGGUCCGAACCACUCGGACAUAUGCGUAG
Anopheles cruzii is the source of this 348-nucleotide messenger RNA. Its product is annotated as sperm flagellar protein 1-like. Gene Ontology annotation, biological process: regulation of cytoskeleton organization. Gene Ontology annotation, cellular component: axoneme. Gene Ontology annotation, molecular function: microtubule binding. The coding region runs from base 1 to 348 and encodes 115 amino acids. Lineage: Eukaryota; Metazoa; Arthropoda; Insecta; Diptera; Culicidae. The transcript has 2 exons. The record is from RefSeq and is a predicted model, not a curated record.